ACCCGAGAGAUAAGAAAACGUAGAGGGUGUUUCACUCUACUCUGAGUGUGAACUAGGUGUAGUAGAGAAGGGAAGAUCUGUUUCUUCCUUCCUGGAGAUACAUCUGUGAUUAGUAACUUGGAUUUUCUAUGUUUCUGUAAUAGAAACAUUUAUUUCGCACUAAGAUAAGGCUAGGCGAUGAGCUGCUUGAAGCCAGAGGAUCCCGAUCGCCGAGCUAGUAAGGAUCUCGAUAAAAGAAUAGCCCAGUGGAUGAAGGAGUACGAUAAGGCCAUCAAACUACUUCUUUUAGGAGCUGGAGAAUCUGGAAAAACCACCAUUUUGAAACAGAUGAGAAUUCUACAUCUUCAAGGAUUCUCAGAAAAAGAAAGACAAGAUAAAGUUCAGGAAAUCAGACGAAAUGUGCUUCAAGCUAUCAAGGAACUUACAGCGAAUAUGCGAUACCUUCGCCCUCCAGUGACGAUAGCUAACCCGGAAAAUCUGGAUAGUCUAGAUUUCAUUCAUAACUUGGAUAUGAUGGACAACUACACCUUCCCGCAGGAAUUUUAUGAACACGUGAAAAAAGUCUGGGCUGAUGAAGGAGUACAAGAAUGUUAUGGAAGAUCCAAUGAAUUCUCUUUGAUAGACUCUGCCAAAUACUUCUUAGACAAGAUUGACGAAAUUCGUGACCCAGAUUAUAAACCCUCAGACCAGGACAUCCUAUGUUGCAGAAUAAGAACAUCAGAAAUUCAGAAGAUCGAAUUUCAGGUUAAAGUCCCGAAGAAAUAUGGGGGUAGCUCUCAACUGUUUUGGAUGUUUGAUGUUGGAGGACAACGUGGAGAACGUCGCAAGUGGAUUCAAGUAUUCGAUGGUAUUACAGCUAUCUUAUUUCUCGUAUCAUCAUCCGGUUUCGACAUGAAACUUAGGGAAGACAACGACAAAAACCGAAUGAAGGAAUCGCUCGAGCUCUUUCAAGACGUCUGGUCAAGUAGUUUUCCAAUGUUGUACUUUUUAGAUCGAGAUGAAGAGGAAGAUAAUGAAUAUAACAAAGCUCGCUGUUUUAUUCGUGAUAAAUUUUUGGAAAUUACCAGGAAACCACCAACAAAUCGACGCAUGAGUACAACGGAAAUGUACUACGACUUGCACAGGGAAACCAAGAAACGAGACUGCUACUGGCACUUCACAACUGCCACUGAUACUAACAACGUCAAGAGAGUAUUUGAUGAUAUUCAUCACAUGAUACUUAUGUGGAAUAUACAAUCAAUCGCGCCAAGCUGAAAAUAAAAUUCAAACUGAAAUCUAAAGCGGAAAGAAUAGAAACAUAUAAAUUAUGCCUGUAUUAGAUUUCGAAAUGUUUGUGGUUGUUAUGUAAUUUGUGAUUAUAAUUCUAGAUAUUUAGAACGCUAGAAUAUUAUUCAAUUCUAGUGAGUUAUUAUUUUUUUUUCGUAAUAUUUAAGUUUUUUAAGGGUUUAGUAACCAUGAGGUAAGACGAUUACAAUGAUAAUGUUGGUUAACAUAAAACAGGAUUUGCUACAAUUAUGUAUCCAUUUGUUACAACAAUGAUAAUUCUGGUUAACAUAAAACAGGAUUUGCUACAAAUAUGUAUCCAUUUGUUACAACAAUGAUAAUUCUGGUUAACAUAAAACAGGAUUUGCUACAAAUAUGUAUCCAUUUGUUACAACAAUGAUAAUGUUGGUUAACAUAAAACAGGAUUUGCUACAAAUAUGUAUCCAUUUGUUACAACAAUGAUAAUGUUGGUUAACAUAAAACAGGAUUUGCUACAAAUAUGUAUCCAUUUGUUACAACAAUGAUCAUUUUGGUUCCCCUACAAAAGGGUUUGCUACAAAUAUGUAUCCAUUUGUUAAAACAAUGAUCAUUUUGGUUUAACUACAAAAAGGUUUGCUACAAUUAUGUAUCCAUUCGGUACAGCAAUGAUAAUUUUGGUUUAACUACAAAAGGGUUUGCUAUAAUUACGUAUUCAUUUGUUACAACAAUGAUAAUUUUGUUUUAACUACAAAAGGAUUUGCUACAAUUAUGUAUCCAUUCGGUACAACAAUGAUCAUUUUUGGUUCACCUACAAAAGGGUUUGCUACAAUUACGUAUUCAUUUGUUACAACAAUGAUAAUUUUGAUUCACCUACAAAAGGGUUUGCUACAAUUACGUAUUCAUUUGUUACAACAAUGAUAAUUUUGAUUCACCUACAAAAGGGUU
This is a messenger RNA of Limulus polyphemus (Atlantic horseshoe crab), 2187 nucleotides long. RefSeq names its product guanine nucleotide-binding protein G(s) subunit alpha-like. Gene Ontology annotation, biological process: adenylate cyclase-modulating G protein-coupled receptor signaling pathway. The transcript is spliced from 11 exons. Lineage: Eukaryota; Metazoa; Arthropoda; Merostomata; Xiphosura; Limulidae. The record is from RefSeq and is a predicted model, not a curated record. Gene Ontology annotation, molecular function: G-protein beta/gamma-subunit complex binding; GTPase activity; GTP binding. Bases 178 to 1254 code for a protein of 358 amino acids. Gene Ontology annotation, cellular component: heterotrimeric G-protein complex.